This is a messenger RNA of Acyrthosiphon pisum (pea aphid), 2694 nucleotides long. RefSeq names its product zinc finger protein 2 homolog. Gene Ontology annotation, biological process: regulation of transcription by RNA polymerase II. The transcript has 11 exons. Gene Ontology annotation, molecular function: DNA-binding transcription factor activity, RNA polymerase II-specific; RNA polymerase II transcription regulatory region sequence-specific DNA binding. The coding region runs from base 267 to 2234 and encodes 655 amino acids. The record is from RefSeq and is a predicted model, not a curated record. NCBI's taxonomy places the organism in Eukaryota, Metazoa, Arthropoda, Insecta, Hemiptera, Aphididae. Gene Ontology annotation, cellular component: nucleus.
GCGCCGGGCACGGCCGGGAGUGUUACGUUGCCGCAUCUGCGGUUUGCGCCUGGCACCUUUUGUUCAGUUCGCCAUCUUGCUCUCGUGUGACGCCUGUGUUGUCGACUGUACGCCGUUUAAGGGGCUCGCCGCUCGCGCAACAUUCAACAGUGUGCGCCGCCGACACGGCUGCGCUUUUGGCCCGUCCCGAGACACGUUUUCCUGUCCGUCGGACAGUUUGCAGCCCCAGCCGCCGUUUCGCACAGGGACGACGAGAAAGCCAAAAGAUGGAAACGGCACCAAGAAAACGUGGUCGACCAAGAGUAGUUAAAAUGGAGAAACGCAGCCCAGAACCUGAAGAUUUAGAAGCAAUAUUACAAGAUAUAGAUGAUGACGCUAUUGAUGAUUAUGAUUACAUUCCAAAUGGUGUAGACUACGAAGUUAUCAAAAAUAAAAAAAAUAUCAACAAUAAUGAAGAUGUGUAUGACUUUGAUGUAGAAAAGGAAGAUGGGCCUGGCAUAAUAAAACCAGAAAUAGUUCCUGAACCCGAUCCACAAGAACAUGCUUGUAAUAUAUGUCCGAGGACAUUCAAAACCCUCCCUGGUUUAAAAAGACAUAAGACAUCACAUGAUCGGAAACCUCAAGAACCCACUGUUUUGAAUGAUGAUUCAAUGAAGAAAGAAUUAAAUAACUGUGACUGUUGUGGUGAAGAUUUAGCUACUGCUCAUACGAAUGGUGAUUUCGAAUGUUAUGAUUGUGGAAACUUUUUUAAAUUAAAAGUUAAUAUGGAACGCCAUCAGUUAAUGGUACAUUGUUAUGAUGACAUUUUAAACUGUCCCACUUGUGACUUCAAUUGUAAGGACAAAGAAACGUUAUCUCAACAUUUGUAUGCUCAUGCCGGAACUUUAAAACCUUAUUCGUGUCCCGUUUGCUUUACAUCAUUCAGUAGAAAAUAUCAUCUUGUACGUCAUAAUAUGCAAACUGGUUGCGAUGGUUCAGAAAAACCUAAAUUUCCUUGUCAAGUUUGUGGAAAAGUUUUUAAUCGAAAGGAUAAUCUAAGAGAACAUUUACGUGCUCAUGCUGGUCAAACUAAAAAGAAACGUACUUAUAACUGUGAAUAUUGUAAUAAGGAAUUUGUUGGCUCUGCAUUAUUAACAGUUCAUAGAAGAAGUCAUUUAGGUUACAGACCAUAUCAAUGUGAUUUAUGUGUUAAACGUUUUCCGUCCAGUGGAGCCAUGAAAAAACAUCGAAGAAUUCAUACCGGUGAACGUCCUUAUGAAUGUCAACAAUGUUUCGCUAAGUUUGCGGCCAAGGAAACUUUAAAUCGUCAUAUCAAAACACAUACCGCCCUUAAACCACAUUCUUGUGAAUUCUGUGGCAAGACCUUUAUACAAAUUUCACAAUUGCGUGCUCAUUUAUUCCAUCACACAGGUGAAAACGGUUUUACAUGUGAUAUUUGUGGAAAAUCUUUUAAUCGUCGUUCGCGUUUAACACUUCAUACCAGAUAUAUCCAUGAAGGAGCUCAACCAUUUAUGUGUACUGUAUGCAACAAGGCAUUACUGCGAAAAGAAGAUGUACAAAGACAUAAUAUUGUUCAUUCUGGUAUUAAAGCUCAUGCAUGUCCUAUUUGUGACAAACGGUUUGCAAUGAAGUCUUCAUUAAAAAUUCACUUAUUAACACAUACUAAAGAGCCUCCACGAGCAUGUGAUGAAUGUGGUCGUGCAUUUAUCCGUCAAGAUUGUUUAUUACGUCAUAUGCGUUCAAAACAUAGAGAUAUGUUAGCUGAAAUAAUGGCUGAUGCUGAAAAGAAAAAACUAGAAGCUCAGCUUUCGGGGGUCGGGAAGAAAGAUAAAAAUGACCAAAACGAUUCUGAUGAAAUUGACAAUGAUAGAGAGGGUGACGAUGAAAGUAUUGAUGAAUUAGAAGAUAAUGGGUCAACCACAAGUGAAGAAUCCAAUCAAAACAACACUUUGGCAGAAUCACUAAUGGAAUUGCUAACCGUAUUAGUAGAUGAGAGUACGCUUAAAGAAUUUGGCUGGCCAGGAACAACAGUUGAUCAUUUAAUUGAAUCUGUGAUAAAGAGAUGCGGUCACUCUCCUACAGCCACUGAAGAUGCUUCAUACAUGACUAGACUUAGGGAGAAUUCAAAACAAUUAUUUUCAAUUAUCAUUGAUGAUUCAGCUAUUCAAACACUACUCAACAACCAAACAAUUGAGGAAGUUAUUGAACAUGUUUUAAAAUUGGCAAAGGCGUAGUAUAGAAUCCAAUCAUAUUAAAAUUGUUUUUAAUUUUUGUCCACUUUCACUCGGUUGUUAAAACUCAUUUAUCAAAGGUCAGACUUUAUUUUUAUAAUUGUUUAAAUUUACGCUAGAAAUGUAAGUUUUAAAUAUUAUUAGUUUUAAGUUUAUAUUAUUUGAUUUACCUAUAUUAAAAUUAUCAGCAUAUUAUGUCAGUUUCCUGUUUUUUAUUAAAUAGUAAAUACUAAGGUUAAUAUUUUUAACUAUUAAAUACUUUAUAUUUUAUAUUUCUGAGAAAAUGCACCUUAUUUUGUAAAAGUAAUAACUAUUGUGGAAUUAAUUUUUUUUUUUUUUUUUGGUAUUUUAAUUUAUAUUAUUAUUUUAAUUUAGAUUAUUAUUUUAGUUAUCAUAAUAUUCUUAUAAAAUUUAGGUGUAUGGCAUGGAUUGUAUUUAAUAAAUAAUUAAUAUGUAAAAAAAA